AUGGAGUCUGAUCCCCUUCCUGAUGGGGGGCCCCCUAAUAAAGAAGAAGAAAAGGAGACACUAGAGGCACUACAUAAGGCUGCUAUUGAUCUACAUGAGGCCUCCUGGAGACGGUUACAUACUGGUCAUUGGGAGUCUGUCCCUCUUUGGUGUCGUGAGGCUCAUGGUGUUGCUUGUCUCCUUCUUGGUCUAAGUUAUGCUGCUAGUGGAGCAGCAGCAGCAGCAGCAGCAGAAAAUCCUGCUGCAGCAGCAGCAGCAGCAGCAGCAGAUGCAGCAGCAGAUGCAGCAGCAGCACAAGAAGACUUUGUAGAGACAGCAGAGAAGGCAUUUAUUUUUGCCUUUCGUUAUAUUGACUUGGGACUAAUCAUGGGGGGACCCAAAAUUAGGGUUUAUAAACGACUGACAGCAGCAGCUGCUGCUUUCGACGUUAUUAGAGAGAGGUUGCUGCUGCUGCUGCAGCAGGAAGAGGAGGAAGAGGGGGAGGAGGAGCAAGAAGAGGAGGAGGAGGAGGAGGAACAGCAGCAGCAGCAGCAGCAGCAGCAGCAGAGGGACAACACUCCAAGUGUCUCCUUAGAGCCUCUUGUUCCUAUCAAUAGACGACGGUCCCCCGUAGAGGAAAGAACAUCCAUUGGAUUUGAGGAUUUUCUUGUGAAUUACCUACAAAAGGAUAAACCACUCCUUAUUAGAGGUAAUACUCGAGGUAUAUCGGAAUUCCCGUGUGUAAAUUUAUGGAGAGAUUGGCGACGAUUAAGAAAACAAUUUGGUCAUCGAUUAGUCCCUAUAGAAAUAGGUAGUUCUUAUGCAGAAGAGGGAUGGACUCAACGUCUGAUGCUCUUUGAUGAUUUCUACACAGAAUUCAUUGAACCUUCCUCAAAGGGGGGGGCCCCCAUGGAGGGCCCCAUAGGGUACUUAGCACAGCAUGCACUUCUUGAGCAACUUCCCUUCCUUGCUAAGGAAGCACCUAUACCUGAUCUUGCUCUUGCUUGGUUUGUUACGUAA
This is a messenger RNA of Eimeria maxima, 999 nucleotides long. RefSeq names its product jmjC domain-containing protein, putative. The record is from RefSeq and is a predicted model, not a curated record. The transcript is spliced from 9 exons. NCBI's taxonomy places the organism in Eukaryota, Apicomplexa, Conoidasida, Eucoccidiorida, Eimeriidae. The coding region runs from base 1 to 999 and encodes 332 amino acids.